AUGCUUUUCGCGAUCGCGCUCUCGUUGCUAUUAAUACCUACUGCAUUAGCGUCUUAUGCCCUCCAAGAUGAUUAUGCCGGCUCAGCAUUUGCAGGAAUGUUCGAUUUCUUUACAUCCCAGGAUGAUGAUCCGACUCACGGCUAUGUCAACUACAUCUCCCAAGCAGCGGCUCAGAAUUCUGGUUUGUACCAAAUACAAAAUGGCGCUGUUUAUAUGGGUGUCGAUUCAACAAAUGUUGCCUCUGGUCGUGGUCGAGACAGCAUACGCAUAAGCAGCAAAAAGUCAUACAACCAUGGCCUCUUCGUCCUUGACCUCGCACACAUGCCUGCUGGUGCUUGUGGCACAUGGCCUGCAUUUUGGUUGCUUGGUCCUGAUUGGCCAAACAACGGAGAAGUCGACAUCAUUGAAGGUGUUAACACGCAGUCUGUCAACAACAUGGCUCUGCAUACGUCUCCUGGUUGUACAAUCACCCACACAGGCGCAUUUUCUGGAGCUCUUGAGACUGAUAACUGCGACAUCAAUGCUGCGGGUCAAGGUAAUAACGUUGGAUGUUCGAUUCGCAGUGCCAGUUCGAAUAGCUUUGGCAAUGGGUUCAACUCCAAUGGUGGAGGAGUUUACGCUACUGAAUGGACAAGUGAAGCGAUCAGUAUCUGGUUCUUCCCUAGAAAUGCCAUCCCAUCCGAUCUCGUGAAUGGUACGCCAGAUCCAUCCGGCUGGGGCCAACCCUCAGGCCAAUUCACCGGUGGAUGCAACAUCGACGACAAAUUCAAGGAUCAAAAGAUGAUAUUUGAUGUCACAUUCUGUGGUGACUGGGCAGGCAGUGUUUGGUCGACGGACACAACUUGUGGCCCUCAAGCUUCAACUUGUCAAUCUUUCGUCCAGAGCAAUCCCUCCGCAUUCAAGGACACUUACUGGCUUGUCAAUAGCCUCAGAGUCUAUUCCGACAAUGGCGCUGCUCCUGCUCCUACGCAGUCCCAGCCUGGAGUGACAACAGUGACUGGACUACCUACGACAUCGACUGCUGUCAUUGCUACAACCUUUCAGACUGUUUCUUCGAUCGGAUCUACUAUCACUCAAGCAGUCCCCACUGAAGGCGCAACUACAAUUACGCUCUCCACGGACCCUCCGGCGAACACUGCGGCACCAAAAACUCCUUACGAAAACACCGUUACAGCACCUGCUGCAAAUCCGACAGAUGCUCCUGCAACGGAUGCUGGAGCUGGGGGUGGUGGCGGCGGUUGGAAUGGUGGCGGGAGCAACGGAGGCUCUGGAUGGGGCCGUCCUGGUGGUAACGGCGGUGGCCGUGGUGGUCGAGGGUGGAAAUGA
Messenger RNA from Exophiala aquamarina CBS 119918, 1326 nucleotides. Its product is annotated as endo-1,3(4)-beta-glucanase. The transcript has 2 exons. The record is from RefSeq and is a predicted model, not a curated record. Lineage: Eukaryota; Fungi; Ascomycota; Eurotiomycetes; Chaetothyriales; Herpotrichiellaceae. Gene Ontology annotation, biological process: glucan catabolic process. Bases 1 to 1326 code for a protein of 441 amino acids. Gene Ontology annotation, molecular function: hydrolase activity, hydrolyzing O-glycosyl compounds.